AUGGCAUGGAUCUCUAUACACUAUAAUGUAUUAGUAAGGCAACAAUUUGGGGCUCUCCUACUAAGAUCUAUAACUGACCUGACCACAUGCCUAAUACAUAAUGUCGAACAAGCGCUAAAUCAAGGCAUGACUGCCUCACUCCUUACCCUAGAUGUCAAAGGCGCCUUUGAUUCCGUGCUUCCUGGCAGACUGAUCCACAGACUACGCAAGCAGGGCUGGCCUAUCAAUCUCGUUCUCUGGAUUGCCUCCUUCGCUACUGGAAGAUCAGUUCAGAUCCGACUCGAUGGAGAGAUCAGCCCCUCAACAGACAUUGCCUGCGGUCUUCCACAAGGAUCCCUAGUAUCUAGCAUUCUUUUUAUGCUCUACAUAGCGCCUCUAUUCCGUCUAGGAAACCCAAGGAACAGCCAACCUGGCAAUCUCAACAUCUCUUACUACUAA
Messenger RNA from Talaromyces stipitatus ATCC 10500, 438 nucleotides. Its product is annotated as reverse transcriptase, putative. The record is from RefSeq and is a predicted model, not a curated record. The transcript is spliced from 2 exons. The coding region runs from base 1 to 438 and encodes 145 amino acids. Lineage: Eukaryota; Fungi; Ascomycota; Eurotiomycetes; Eurotiales; Trichocomaceae.